Molecule: messenger RNA, 1294 nt
Organism: Cyprinus carpio (common carp)
Lineage: Eukaryota; Metazoa; Chordata; Actinopteri; Cypriniformes; Cyprinidae
Exons: 7
Coding region: 1-786 (261 amino acids)
Source: RefSeq, a predicted model, not a curated record
AUGACGGCCACCAUCAUCAUCUUCACAAUCAUCACGCUCUGUCUGAUCUCAGAUCAGAGUCAUGAUGUUGAGUUAAAGGUGAACAGAACCUCUUCUUGUGGGACGUCAAUUAUACAGACUGCAUAUAAAGGACAAACAAUCACUUUCCACUGUGAAUAUAAUCAUACGUUUCAAACACACACCAAAGUCUUGUACAGAGUGAACGGAGCUCCUGUCCAUGUGCUGAACAGCUCACAGUCAUCACAAUCAUCUGAGAAGAAGUUCAUCCUGUCUGACAGUCACAAAGAUCAUUUUAAUGUGACCAUCAGAGACAUUUCUGCAGCAGAUGAUGGAGUUUAUUUAUGUGGAGUGGAGAGAUACGGAUCAGAUAAAGCACCUUCAGACACAUCAAAGACUCACAUCACCUUCAUUAAAGAGAUUCAUCUGAAUGUUUCUGGCUUUCCUGUGACAGCUGUGGUGUCUGUGGGUUUGGUCCUGCUGGCUGUGUGUUUGGUGCUCAUGUUGCUCAAAGUUAAAUUCAGAAGGAAACAUGAUGUCAUCUCACCAGACAGAAGAGAGACAGGAGAUCAUGAAACGGCUCAAGAAGAGAUUCAAGUCUCAGAUCCUGCAUCAGCUCAUCUUUAUUCAUCUUUACAGUCACCCACAAUCCCCUCUGAUGGGCUCCUGUACUCUUCCAUCAGUUUCCAGAAGCAUGAAGAGUCUCUCAGCGACGCUACAGUCAGACUCAGUGAGGAGGAGGUUCACUCUGAUUACGCAUCUGUCAAUUACAACGUCACACCAAAUUAAUAUUUCCAGUGGAUUUUUUUUUUUAUACUCAAUUUGAAUUGUGUCAGUCACUGAGAAUAAAGACUGAAUGACACAUUUGAACCAGUUGUGUGAGCAGUUGGCGACACCUACAGGUCAGUGUUGAGAAAGAAGCUGAAAUGUUUCUCUGUGGCCAAAAACAACACUGACUUCUGUGUGAAACGUUAAACUGAAGACAGAACACCUUCAAUCUUUGUAAGCAUCAGUUUGCCAGAAGAGCAGCAUCAUGUUAUGAAAGUUAAACCACUCUGUGAUGAGCGCAGGUGUGCAAGAAAAUAUGUGUAAUUGCAAAGUUUAUUAUAUUUGUACUCAAUGUCAUGUCAGUUUAUUGCUAGGUUUUAAAUGUAUUUUAACGAAUGUAAAAAACAACUUAUGUAAAUUGCAGUAAUGGAUAUUUAAAAAUGUAAUUACUUUUAAAUGAGAAAAGUAAUUAAUUACAUUGCAACUUAACAAAACAUUGCAAUCCUCAAAAAAAUAAAAAAAUAAAUUA